UGGUAAUACAUUGACCUUGAAGCCUCAUUCUGACGUCAUCCUGAGAUCGACUCUUCGAACACACCACACCACAUUCACCAGCAUCCACAGCACACACAAGCUCUCCGCUGCCCAUAGUCUCGUCGCCAACAGCAUCAUCUAUCUGUGAAGUGGAAUAGGUUUGUUGGGUUCCACCAUUCUUCUUGAAAUAAUUGAAUUCGACAGCAACAGCAAUAAUGCCACCGCGACUACCUCCACACCUGUGGAUCCCCAAGUCUCCCACGACGUUUGGUCCUGCCAAACAUCUGACACCAUCUCGGAAUCGCAAGGAAGUGUUGAGUUUAUACCGUGAAAUUCUCCGAACCGCCAAACAUUUUCAUUGGAAAGACGAAAACACGGGACAACCAUGGAACAAGCUCUUGAAGGACAAGGCUCGAGCCGAGUUUGAAGAAGCACGCAACGAAACGGAUCCCUUAAUCAUUGCUCGAUUGCUCGUCACUGGGAGGGACUGUGCGCAACAAAUUCAAAACAAAUUCAACGAUGCCACCAAUGCCGCAUGGGCACGAAUCGAACGAGAUUCUUCCAGGAGAUAAUUGACAGAAAAUUAGCUGGCUUGAGCGAACUCGUUCCUCUACUGUACUUGGCAUCUGACAUCCUGCCCUCGAAAAGAACAAGUUUUGUUACAAGGACAAUCCGCAAAAACUGA
Molecule: messenger RNA, 685 nt
Organism: Seminavis robusta
Lineage: Eukaryota; Bacillariophyta; Bacillariophyceae; Naviculales; Naviculaceae
Source: the annotation of a GenBank genome assembly